AUGCAGCGGGACACAACGCUGAUGCCAAACAAUCCAUUCACGGAGGAAAGCAACGAGGUCGCUGUUUCGGAAAAAAACCGAGACAACACUCAAACAAUCGCAGAGAUCAUCAAGAAAGACGAUGCCGUGAUGGCGAAGGAACUCGCGGUGCUUUCACGACGGCCUCAAACAAAACCGGAGACAAAGAACACCAUCUCUAUUCGUGGAGGUGCCGCCAUAUGCCCGGUGGUGCGUCGCAGUGGGCGUGGCCUUCGUACGGUGGAAAUCAGGGAGGUGCAUAGCACGGAUAUGUUUAUUGCCAAGAAGCGGGAUGUGGGUCUCAUGCGGCUUGCGCUUGCAAAUAAGGAGGCGGAGAUACGCCACUUGGAGGAGGAAAUGGAUCGUGCAGAGAAGCGACUUCGUCAGCAGCAGGAGCAGCUUGCCAGUACGGAGGAGAAAUUUAACAAUUUCCUCAAGCAUAGCAACUUAGAACAGGAUGCUGCUGUAAGGCGGGCUGAGGUUGAGAGCAAAGCUAAACUGGAGCGUCUCAUCGACAUCAAGAAGCUCUCAGCACAGAUCAGUCACAUGGAACAAGACAUGCGCAAGACGGAUGCACAGUUGGAGCUAUGUAUGGAGUACAAGCAGUUUAUGGAUAGCCUCACCGAACCCCAGUGGUUCUACGAUGUUCUCUGUGGCCUUCGUAUCAAGGAUAUUAGUGAGGUGAUUCUACGUGAGACAGAGGAAGCGUACACGCGCCGGGCAGAGGAAUUAGCAGAGGCGGUGGGAAAAGCCGCAGCUCGACGCGAAUCUCGUCAGCGAAGGAUUACCACCGCACUGGAAAGAGGGGCUGCAUUUCUGGGGCGGCUCGACUUUGGUGAAAAGGAUGAUGGGAACUUGGAGGAAGUCGAAGAGGAGGAGGAGGUUUCCCUUGAAGUACAGCUUGAAAAGCUGCAUCAGGACCUUGAGGCUGAGGCACAGCGGCGGCAGGAGGAGGCAACCGCAAGCAUUAAGCGGGAGGUGGGGGCACUUUCUGUUGAGGAAGUUCGUGCCAUUCUCGACAAAAAUUACUCCCAGGAGCGCAUCCCAAUGUACUUCUCGGAGCCAGACCAGAUACUUGACAUUUUUAUCAAUGUUGAGGAGGGGAACUUGUUUCUUAUUCAAAACAGCCAGGAACUCGAAGAGGAGCUGGAACGUGUCGCCAUGGAAUAUUUUCAUGAGCAGGAAGAAAUGUCCACCAUGGUACGACAGCGACAUGCACAGAUGGAGUCGUUGGCGACACGAAUGAAGGGGGCACAGCAACGUUUGAGACAACUAGAGGAGCGUUUGUUGGACCUAGACAGCAUUGAAGGUGGCGCUGAUACGGCGGGUGAUGUUGCACGCAACAGGAAUUGUAUCAGUGGCCUCAGGAGGGACAAAGCUGGAAGCGUGAUGCGGCAGGAGGUGCUGAAAAAGCUUAUCGAACGUGUUGUGGCGGAUAUAUUUCUCUGCAUCAGCCAGCAGCAGUCUACCGCUGCGCGUCGCCCCGAGGAUGGUGAGGGAGCCGAGAAUGCAAUGCAGGGUGCUGGCAGGUCAAAACCGAUCCCUGCGCAGAAGCACGCCUCCCACUGCGUGGCCAAACCAAAAGCGAAGGGCAGAAAGAAGGAACGGCGUGGUUCUGGCGCUGCAGUUGGUGGUGGCGUGGAUGGACACAAUGACACUGAUGCUGGUGCCAACAUGUGGCCGGUGGAGAUGCUUACCAUUAUUGAGAACAAGAUAGACGAGUACAUCCGCUAUAUUAACGACCCUGAAAACGGUGUGGAGCAGUCACUUAUUAUGAGUGUCAUUAAGAUGCGUGACAAGGAGCGCCGUCACAAAGCCCGUGUUGUACAAUUAGAACGACAGUCGAUAGAAAGAGAGGAACGCAACAGACGUGCCCUUGAACGCUCGAAGGCACCCGUUGUGAAGCGGCGUGGGAAACCGAUUAUGUGGCGUUCUCGUCCACCUGUUGAGACGAUGCAGGGCACGGAAGUAAAACAAGGCCCUGUAGCGACGAAGGAGGCUGACCAGGACGAUGAAUUCUUCCGGUGA
Molecule: messenger RNA, 2046 nt
Organism: Trypanosoma rangeli
Lineage: Eukaryota; Euglenozoa; Kinetoplastea; Trypanosomatida; Trypanosomatidae
Product: flagellar associated protein
Exons: 1
Coding region: 1-2046 (681 amino acids)
Source: RefSeq, a predicted model, not a curated record